CGUAGAAGAAGGAAGAACAUGUGAUACGCGCAAACUGGAAGCAAGAUGGCGGUGGUAGUGCGGAGCUUGCAAGACCAGCUCGAAAAAGCCAAGGAAAGCUUGAAAAAUGUGGACGAUAAUAUUCGCAAAUUAACCGGACGUGAUCCCAAUGAAUCGAGGCCGGGCCAGAUCCGUCGGCUCGGCGGCCCCAUGGCAGGCGUCGGAGGAGGAGGAGGUAGAGGCAGAGGAGUCAACCUGCUCAGGCGCAGUCUCUCAGAAAUAGGAAGCGGCGGCCCUCCUGCCAAGCAGAGGGACAUCGAAGGAGCCCUGCUGAGGCUGGCGGGGGACCAGAGGGCCAGGAGAGAUUUGCGCCACGACAGCGACGCCGAGGAUGACGAUGAUGUCAAAAAGCCGGCGUUGCAGUCGUCUGUAGUAGCUACCUCCAAGGAGCGAACACGCCGAGACCUCAUUCAAGAUCAGACCAUGGAUGAGAGGGGCAAACAGAGGAAUCGGCGUAUGUUUGGCCUCUUGAUGGGGACCUUGCAAAAGUUCAAACAGGAGUCAAACGUCUCUACAGAGAAGCAAAAGAGGCGCACAGAGAUCGAGCAGAAGCUCGAGGUUCAGGCUGAAACAGAGAAAAAAAAGGUGGAGAAUGAAAAGAAGGAGCUGUUUGAAGAGAGGAGAGCCAAACAGACUGAGCUGAGACUACUGGAGCAGAAGGUCGAACUAGCUCAGCUGCAAGACGAGUGGACCAGCCACAACAAUCGUCUGGUGAAAUACAUUCGCACUAAGACGAAGCCUCACAUAUUCUAUUCCCCUGGGAAAAUGUGCUCCGCAACACAGAAACUCCUCGAUGACUCCACCAAGAAACUAAAUGUUGUGUUUGAGGAGAGGCGUGAGGCUUUUGCCGAACACCUCAUUAAGAUGGAAUCGCGCCCCCGGCGACAGCCAAACCGUGACCAGGACGGCAACACUGCGGCAACAGGGAUGGACCACCCAACGGAGGGUAAGCCAGCAGGUCAGGUAGUCAAGGUUACAGGUAACAAGGGAGAUGCAGAGAUGGAGGAAGAGGAGGAAGAUGAUGAGGAGGAGGAUAGGGGAAAGGAGAGGGAUAGAAAGGUGAUGGAGAAGGAUGAGGGGGAGGAGAGAGAGGAAGAGGAGAUGGAUGGGUUGAAAAAGGCAGCUGAAGAGGGAGAGAGGAUGGAGUUAAGUGAGGUGGUUAACAGGGAGACAGAGAAGGAGGAAGAAGAGGAGGGAGUUAAUGGUAGCGGGGAGCAGAGGGAAAUGGGAAUCAAGGAGAAAAGUCCAGGGUCAGAGGAGAUGGAGGUUGAGGGCAAGCAGGGGGAUAGGAGGAAGGAAGAGAAGGUAAAAACAGACAGUAAACAAGAGCCCACAGACUCCCAGAAUGAAAAGACCCUAGACACCCAGUCCUUUGAACCAACUAAAGCCAGCCAGGAGGCACCAGACACCAGUCAGCAGCCCCAGCCCAGCCCCUCUGCAGAGGAGCCAGCAGAACAGCCCUCUGAGACCACUGGGGCCUCGCCUGCCCCUAAACCCCAAGCAGCCUCUGCCAUAGUUGGGCAAGUAAUGAUCACCCCUUGCUUAGAGGUCCAGGACUCAGCAGCUGAGAACCAGGCUGCAGAAGGGAAAUCACAGCUGAAAGCCCCACAAGCACAGCUCGAUUCCCAGGAGGCUCCAAGCACCACCAGCCCUGCACCCCCCAAGGAGAAAGACAGCAGCGGGAGAGGAAGGAAGAAGGAAAAGGAGUCGAAGAAGGGUCACAGCAAAAGCUCCUCCUCUUCCUCCUCCGGCUCAUCCUCCAGUGGAAGCUCCUCAUCUUCUUCUGGAUCCAGCCGCUCUUCAUCGUCCUCCUCGUCAUCUUCGUCCUCCUCGUCCAACAGCAGCAGUCGCAGCCGAGACGGUGGUAAGCGCAAGAGGCGGCCAUCGGACAGAGGCGGGGACAGGAAAAAAGGAGAAGACAGGAGUCACCGUAAGCGAGGAGGGAGCAGCGGAGGUGGAAGAGACUCGAAGGCAUCGAAAGAGAGGAGAAAGAGGAGGAGUGAUGAGGGGAGGGGCAGGUCGUCCCGGAGUGAAAGGGAGCAUAAAGAUAGAGACAGGAAGGAAAAGAGACGCUAAUCUAGUACUCAUUCAGCCUCUGUGCAGUGACACAGGAAAUUAAAGCUCCAGUGAUUUCAUGCCAUGAGAUGAUGGAAGUUUUAAACUGUUUAUUAUAAUUUCACUUUUUUCACAUAAAGGCCCAGUGGUAGUUUUAAAGCAAGUCGAUUUAAACCAAACUGAAACAUGGAUGACUGCUUAUUAUUUUCUUCCAAUCGUAAAUUCGCCUUUUUAGUCACGGUGGUGCAUCUGGCAGGGCUGCUCCUCGCGCUGUCUCUAAUUGGGCUCCUGGCGACAUAGAUUUGAGGUAGGACAGGCGCAGUUUUAGUCGUGUCAUUUUAAAUCCGGAUGAUUUGUUCUCUUGGUCUGACUGGGUUUUUUACGGAGGUCUUUUUUGGCGCCACAGUGACCAGAUGCUUUUUGAACGUUUUCCCUUUUUGUUCAUCUUAAUCCUCAUGCCAUAGGCCGGGGUAUCAGUGGUUAUGCUAGCAGUGAUCAGUAGUUGUGUUUUUCAAGUUAAUGUGAAAACACUGUUAAUCCCCAUUUGUCUCCACUGUUUGAUCGAUGUCAUGGCCGUCGUAUCCUCAUCACAUGGGUACACGUGUGAUCUGCUUAAAUACUGUUUUUGAAUCUGUUUCUCCAUGUUUAGUUUUUUUUGUACCAACUGAUGAAACGCUUCUAAUUAAAGUUGAGAUAUUCGUGGGAA
Hippoglossus stenolepis (Pacific halibut) is the source of this 2800-nucleotide messenger RNA. It is a transcript of the gene pnn, whose product is annotated as pinin, desmosome associated protein. NCBI's taxonomy places the organism in Eukaryota, Metazoa, Chordata, Actinopteri, Pleuronectiformes, Pleuronectidae. Bases 46 to 2115 code for a protein of 689 amino acids. Gene Ontology annotation, cellular component: catalytic step 2 spliceosome. The transcript is spliced from 9 exons. The record is from RefSeq and is a predicted model, not a curated record.